UACUAUUAAAAUUCCCAGCUCUAAGUAGAAAUAAACAAGAAAAAAAAUGUUACGCAAUGUUUUGAAUAUUUGUUGUGCUCAUAUUAAACACCCAAAUGUGAAUUUAACUACUAGACGUUUAAUGGCAGGUCACUCCAAAUGGGCGAAUAUCAAACAUUUAAAGGCUGAAAAGGAUGAAUAUAAAGCAGUUCUGUUUGCAAAAAUUUUAAGACAAAUACGUCUGGCGAUUCAAGAAGGCGAUUCUGUAGAUCCAGCUUUAAAUUCAAUGUUGAGAUCAGAAAUUGACAAAGCUGUAAAACAGAAUGUGCCAUUUGACACUAUCCAAAAUACUUUAAGAAGGUUUCAGAAUAACAAAAUGCAAUUUACGAAACAUCGACUAGGUAUUCAAUAUAAGAAAAAUGUAUUCGUGAUUUGUAUAAUAAAUACGAACAACUUUUCCGGAUUUAAAAUGGACGCAACAGCCAUGAUUAAGAAAUCUGGAGGCAUUUUCGUUGACGUGACGCACAUUUUUGAAGAUUUUGGAUGGAUCAGAGCUCGUUUAGCUGAGGUUGUCUUAUAUCCAAAAAGCCAAACAUUUGAAGAAAAAGUUUUUGAAGAUGCUAUUGAAUUUGGAGCUGAAGAUGUUAAAGUAGUUGAUUGCAGCAGUAGGACAGUUAACUUUAAAUGUGACCCGACUUAUUUAACUGCCCUUUGUAAGCGUUUGCAAAUUAAUGGAUACACCGUUGAGAAAAGUGAACAUAUUUUUUACGCACAUGAUCCGGUCAAAUUAACUUCUGAACUACAUGAUGCCUACCAGGUAUUUUUAAAGAAACUACAGAUUCUACCGGGUGUAGAAAACAUAUAUGAUAACGUAAAAGAAUAAAUAUUGUUCACGCCACCGGGACGAGGAAUACUCCUGUAAAUCGCCAUAGUUAAUCUGGUACGAGACUUUGAUUCGAACACCCGUUCUUUUUCCUUUUUAUAUUCGAAACUCCUGUAUAUUUCAAAUCGAAACAUUUCGUGUGUGCCGGGUUAUCUGUGAAUAAACUGAAUAUAUUAAACGAA
Molecule: messenger RNA, 1044 nt
Organism: Drosophila willistoni
Lineage: Eukaryota; Metazoa; Arthropoda; Insecta; Diptera; Drosophilidae
Product: probable transcriptional regulatory protein PERMA_0079
Exons: 4
Coding region: 47-862 (271 amino acids)
Cellular component (GO): mitochondrion
Source: RefSeq, a predicted model, not a curated record